AUGGACGUUCUUUCUAUCGAGUUGUGUGUUCAGACAGUCGUCAGAGCAUUUCUCGAUGCUGCGAAAUUGGUGCAGCGGCUACGGCAGAAGGCUGCCACAUCAGAAGAGUUCAUUGUUCCUGAGGAUCUGAUCAAGGACUUUGAGACCUCACUGUCGCUGGGUUCGAUCACUGUCCAAAGCCAAUAUGACCACGACUUCCGCCGAUUCGGCGAGACAUACGCUCGCGGCGAUGCUGUCGCACGAGAACAGAUGAGAGAUGUUGUCAUCACUCUUCAAAAGGUCAUCACGCAUUUGCGUGAAGUGUUCAUGGACGAUGCAUCACUAGAUCUUCGAAUGCUGAAAGAGACUUCUGACGACAGCCGAGUCAAUGCCACAGUAUGUCUCGGCCAGCUAUAUCAGCGUAUGUCAACUGCUGCAGCUUCGAUGAAAGAAAUGUCCAGGUCAUAUUGUGGCGAGGCCGAGCAGCAGGCGGCCUCGAAUACUUUAGCUUAUUCCAGUAGCCAGAGCACGAAUUCAUCAACAGGAGGGACACCUUGGGACAGCCGAUCCAGCACCUCAUUCGCCAGCUACAGUACGAGAACCGCUGUCGAAGGUGAUCGAAAGCCAUCCAACGGGCAUCAGCCACAUCGACGAAUGUCUCUGACUUCAGCUUUCUCCUACUCGAGCGAGCGAGAGCCACAUAAGGGCCUGGAGCCUGAGGGAGAUGUCAUGCUUAAACGUCCGCCUCCUGUACAGCGCCACUCGAGUCAAAGUCCAAGUCUCGAUCCAGUUGGAAAGAGCCUCAACGAGGGCAUGAACAUGGGCGAUGAGAGAGCUGUCAUGACGACCAAUUCCGUGCCAAGGCGUGACUUGCCUUUCUACUCAUUGGGCUUGACACCUCUCGUCGAACACAUCCAUGAUGCUGAAGAAGCAGACUUGCGGCUAUCUCCUACUACGAGUGGCCAUGACAUCCAGAGUUCAGGUCGAUCAUCUCCACGUAUUCCUGGAUCCUUGACUAACACCAGCCAAGUUCCUGUUGUAGCAGCGUCGUCGGUGCUCAAACCCGACAACGGCAUUACGUCGGGAACAAUUGCACCACUGGAAGUAAAUCAACAAGGUCCUGUACCUGUACCUCUAAACCCUGAAUACAGUACGCUGGAAUGUGUGGUGUCAGCGGGUGGGGAGUGGCACUCAUUACCACCACUCAAUCCGCAAGGCUAUAUGCAAGGGUGUAACCAACAAACACAGCCUUCCUGGCUGUUGUCACACUCCACCUGGCCGACAGCACAAGGGGAGCCAGAUCCUAUUUAUACAGGGACUUACCGGCCCGCACUCAAUGGUGCAGGCUUAGUGAACAUGUUGACUUUGAACAACCCUGUUCCGACGAGGGUUCUCUCAGGAUCCUCAACAUCCAGGCCAUUAUCAAUGCAAUCGUCCAGUUCAGCGAGCUCCAGAAUAAGCGGCUUCACCCUUAAAAAGGCGCUCCCCCCUGGCAUUAUUGGCGUCAUUCACAAGAACAGUUCUAGCGCACCGAAAGCGCAAGUCGAUGAUCAACCUCGAUACGUUAAGCCACAAACCCCGCCUCCUCCAGUUCACUCGUCAGAGCUGGCCAGUAGCCCCGUUCUAGGGGGACAAACAAGCAUAGCUAGGGCGAACGUGCCAUGGCCGGGGAUGGAUCCAGUCACAGCUUCCUUGGAGUCAGCGAUGAGGGCACCAGGCUCGCCUCAUUUACAAGCGUCUCGAUCAGAGCUAAACCUACCAUGUGAAUCUAACCUGGCGGGUUUCUGCAAAGGAGCCGUGCGACAGCAACUUAGUGGUCGAAAAAAGGGCUUCAAGUUAGAGCAUAGAAAGCCAAGAAAGGAGCACGAGUGGUUCUUCCAGUGCACAAAAUGCAACUUUGCAGGGCCAGCAACAGUGUCGGCGGCUCUUCCCAGUGGAGGUCGAGGAGCUAUCAAGCGGGAAAAGACUUUCGACACAAGGGUUAGAACCUCACCCGAGGGUAUCCAGUACCGAUGGGCAUUCCUUGCCAAAAGUCACGUCCUCAACAAGGAAAGCCGUAGCGACUUGAACAACAGCAACGAUGCGUACGGCUGUUAUUUCUGCUGUGCGGAAGGGAUAGCGAAGGGCUGGCUGACACCUGAUAUGCAUCCGGAUGAGCAAACGCCGACAUUCAGCGGCCUUGAUACCUUCAUGGCGCAUCUGGAAACACACCGAACACCACACCGUUUUCCGGGGUUAAUAGUGGCAAAUGAGCUGAACUGUAUCGUGGGCCGGAUGGCCAGUGAGAAUGAAGACUUUGAUCUGAAUCUGCCUCCGCUGGCAAGGUAA
Molecule: messenger RNA, 2307 nt
Organism: Exophiala oligosperma
Lineage: Eukaryota; Fungi; Ascomycota; Eurotiomycetes; Chaetothyriales; Herpotrichiellaceae
Exons: 3
Coding region: 1-2307 (768 amino acids)
Source: RefSeq, a predicted model, not a curated record